CUCAAAAAACAAUGAUGCAUCCAUUCUAAAACAUAUUUUAAACAACAACAUACAAGAAAUCAAAUCAUGGAUUGACCCCAGUGACAUUUUUGUAGUAGACCGUGGUUUUAGGGAUGCUAUUGAAUUAAUGAAGGAACUAGGGAUACAAGCAGAAAUGCCUGCCUUUAUGAAAAGAACAGAAAAACAGAUGACAACAGAUGAUGCAAAUGCCAGUAGGUUUGUAACAAAGGUGAGAUGGGUGGUAGAGGCUGCAAAUGCAAGGAUCAAAAGGUGGAAGUAUCUUUCACAUGUUCUUCCAACAAACCAAGUGCCAUACAUAGGUGAUUAUGUAAGCAUAAUUUGUGCUUUAUGUAAUAAGUACCUGCCACCUAUCAACCAAACCCAAGAACUUGACUCAACUUUAGCAAGCCAGAUGCGGGAUAGAUUGUCAGGCAAUCUUUGUCUUCAAGAUUUUGUGGAAGAACAUGAUCUUGCUAGGAGAAGUGUAGCCCAUUGGACAACUACUGAAUCAUUGACAGAUUUUCCAAAACUGUCAGAAACUAUAUUGAGAAUUUUAACUCUUGGUACUUACCAGUUAAAAACUGAGCUCAAGCUAUGUACAGGAGUAUAUUAG
Ruditapes philippinarum (Manila clam) is the source of this 613-nucleotide messenger RNA. RefSeq lists its product as uncharacterized. The transcript is spliced from 2 exons. Lineage: Eukaryota; Metazoa; Mollusca; Bivalvia; Venerida; Veneridae. The coding region runs from base 128 to 613 and encodes 161 amino acids. The record is from RefSeq and is a predicted model, not a curated record.